Molecule: messenger RNA, 1049 nt
Organism: Chara braunii
Lineage: Eukaryota; Viridiplantae; Streptophyta; Charophyceae; Charales; Characeae
Source: the annotation of a GenBank genome assembly
CGAGAUACACAACGAGCACGACCAUCCUCAUCGACAGAUUCCAGGAGGGGAAGGUCAUACUCUCCGAAGAGAUACAACCCAGCGUCGUACGAAGACCGGGAAUGCAGUCCCAAGUGAGAGAACUCGGAAAGAGCAUGGCGACCAUGAAAGAGUACAUCGAGAGGGACCUGGCGAAGAAAGAGGAAAAAACACGCAAGAAAGCUGAGAAGAACGAGGCAGAAAUACGCGAGGCCGAAGAGAGAGAAGCGAAGGCCCGCAAGGCAAGGAAGAAAGCUGAGAAGGCCAGAAGCGAGGAAGAGAGAUUGACAGCAAUGAAGAAGGACAUGGAUAUGCACGUGCGAAUCACGGUGAAAGCAGUGAUGAAGGAAUCUUGCUCAGAAAUCCGCGACGUACUGCUAUCCACUAAGGGGGAGCCGAGUUGGAAAGGAAAGAAAAAGGUUACCUACCAGUCCGAUGAAGGCGAGUUUUCGGAUUACGAGGUCGUGAGUAGCGAUACCGAGGACAUCCGUGUAGGAACUUGGAACCUCUGCAUCAACGAGAAGAGGAAGAGGGGAGUUGAGCCCGUCUUUGAAGAUAGUCCCCGUAUGGAACUCCAGCCGAAGCGUACUAAGAGAAGAACUCCACGGCGAGUGACCGCGAAACCGCCAACGUUUACACCAAGAGUGACCAGGUCCAAGACGAAGACGAAGAAGAAGGUAGCUAUCUCACCGAAUACAAAGGAACGCUUCGUGGCGGCCAUCAAGAGGAAUACUCCAGCUAAGAUUGGCAUCCUGAAACGCUACAUGUUCCAGGAACAUUGCAUGAAGCAGCUGAAGGACUUAGACGCGAUUACGUUGCAGAAUAUAUGCAACGAGGAGGGGAUUCCGUAUGGUGGGAAGAUCGAUGCUAUGUUCGAUCUUGCAGAGCACCGUACCUACAAGGAGUACGGCACCGACGAGGAAGAUGAGGCUCGUGAUGAGGAAGCAAAGGAGCCGGAAGAGGAGGGUGUUGGAGAAGUCAUCGACGAAGAAGUUGAAGAUGACCAGUGAUAUGCCCUUGAUAUUACCGAG